AUGAGGUCGAAAACUGAGUGGGCCGAGGCAGGUGCGACUGUAGGACAGUUGUACUCAGACAUUGCGAGCAAUACUGCAGACUACAGCUUCCCUGCGGGAACGUGCCCCACAAUGGGCACGGGCGGCCAUUGCAGCGGAGGCGGAAUGAGUUUGCUCUCCAGGAAAUACGGCCUCGCCGCCGACAACAUCAUUGAUGCACUGCUCGUGGACGCCAACAGUAACUUGUUGGACAGAAAGAGCAUGGGAGAAGAUCUGUUUUGGGCGCUCCGAGGCGGCGGCGGAGGCAGCUGGGGCGUCGUUGUUGCAUGGAAAGUUGGCCUGGUGAGAGUGCCAAGCAAAGUGACGGUGUUCAUGGUGUUCAUGGCGAAAUCAGGUGACCGACCUAGUCUAUCGGUGGCAAUCCAUUGCGCAUCUGUUAGAACAGGAUCUCUUUAUUCGCGCUGCAAUAUAUGGCUCCGAAUCGCAAGGCGGCCUGAAGGACAUUAA
Molecule: messenger RNA, 486 nt
Organism: Cryptomeria japonica (Japanese cedar)
Lineage: Eukaryota; Viridiplantae; Streptophyta; Pinopsida; Cupressales; Cupressaceae
Product: reticuline oxidase
Exons: 1
Coding region: 1-486 (161 amino acids)
Molecular function (GO): FAD binding
Source: RefSeq, a predicted model, not a curated record